Tripterygium wilfordii is the source of this 2021-nucleotide messenger RNA. Its product is annotated as probable zinc metalloprotease EGY1, chloroplastic. Gene Ontology annotation, biological process: proteolysis. Bases 156 to 1820 code for a protein of 554 amino acids. The record is from RefSeq and is a predicted model, not a curated record. The transcript is spliced from 10 exons. NCBI's taxonomy places the organism in Eukaryota, Viridiplantae, Streptophyta, Magnoliopsida, Celastrales, Celastraceae.
CUACUUCCUCAUCGUAUUGCUUCCUACACGAAAUCCACACCAAUGAACGCAUAGAAUGUCUCCCCGUAAAAUCCAUUUCUUGUAGUCAAAACCCAUUUAAUUUUGAUUUCUGCAAUUGGGUUUUUAACUCUUCUCUGAGAUUCUCUGUUUCUGCCAUGGGCACCCUCACAAGCAGUUUUGGAGCCGUGAGUUUGAGAUUCCCUACUGGUCCUGGAAUUGUUGUCUUCAAUGGUCGGAGAACUCGAUCAUUGGUUGAGACCAGCAAGGGGAGGAAGAGCAACUCGUGUUUUCUGUGCAGAGAAAUCUCCAGGAGGGAGGUCUCUUAUAGGAGUUCUGUUAGGUUAAGAUGCUCUAGUGGUAGUAAUAACAAUAAUGAAGGAGAGAGUGAUAAAAUGGCCAAUGAUUCUAGUGUGGCUACCACGGAACCACCGGAAAAGCCCGAGUUGCCAAACAGCGAUGACUUUAUUUCAAAUAAGGAACCUCCUUCAGUUCCUUCCAGGCCUCCAACUACAUCCCCACUUGGACCAGCUUAUAGCAAUUUUCAAGUCGACUCAUUUAAACUGAUGGAACUUCUUGGACCUGAGAAGGUUGACCCAGCUGAUGUAAAGCUGAUUAAGGAAAAACUAUUUGGCUAUUCCACAUUCUGGGUUACCAAAGAAGAACCGUUUGGUAACCUUGGUGAGGGCAUCCUUUUCCUUGGUAAUUUAAGGGGAAAAAGUGAGGACGUCUUUGCUAAGCUCCAGAGUCAGCUGGCUAAUAUCACAGGUGACAAAUACAACAUCUUUAUGGUGGAGGAACCGAAUUCAGAAGGAGAAGAUCCACGCGGUGGGCCACGUGUUAGUUUUGGUUUGCUGCGGAAAGAAGUCUCUGAACCAGGGCCAACAACACUCUGGCAAUACUUGAUUUCCCUCUUGUUAUUCCUUUUGACUAUUGGUUCCUCUGUGGAGUUAGGAAUUGCAUCUCAGAUUAAUCGGCUUCCUCCAGAGGUAUUGAAGUACUUCACAGAUCCAAAUGCCGUUGAGCCACCAGAUAUGGAGCUGCUAUUUCCCUUUGUGGAGUCUGCUUUACCCCUGGCAUAUGGCGUGUUGGGAAUUCUCUUAUUUCAUGAAGUUGGACACUUCUUGGCUGCUUUCCCAAAGAGAGUAAAGCUAAGCAUUCCUUACUUCAUUCCUAACAUCACUCUUGGUAGCUUUGGUGCGAUAACUCAGUUCAAAUCUAUCCUUCCUGAUCGGAGUACAAAAGUCGAUGUUUCACUUGCCGGCCCAUUUGCUGGUGCUGCACUAUCCUUUUCAAUGUUUUCAGUUGGCCUGCUGCUCUCUUCAAAUCCAAAUGGUGCAGGAGAUCUGGUACAGGUUCCUAGCGUGCUCUUCCAAGGUUCCUUACUUCUUGGACUCAUCAGCAGAGCUACUCUUGGUUAUGCAGCAAUGCAUGCUGCAACAGUUUCAAUUCAUCCCCUGGUGAUUGCGGGCUGGUGUGGCUUGACCACUACAGCUUUUAAUAUGCUUCCAGUUGGGUGCCUUGAUGGUGGAAGAGCUGUGCAGGGCGCUUUUGGAAAUAAUGCCUUGAUUGGGGUUGGUUUGACUACUUAUACUUUGCUUGGAUUGGGAGUGCUCGGUGGACCUUUAUCACUUCCUUGGGGACUCUAUGUGCUGAUAUGUCAGAGGGCUCCCGAGAAACCAUGCUUAAACGAUGUGACAGAGGUCGGAACAUGGAGGAAAGCAGCUGUUAUAGUAGCCGUUUUACUUGUUGUAUUGACACUCCUUCCUGUAUGGGAUGAGCUUGCGGAGGAGCUAGGAAUCGGUCUUAUAAGCACAUUUUGAUGUAUUGUACCUAGAAUAAAGCAAUUUUGGAAAGAAAAUGAUAGAUAGAUAGGGUUUAUUCAAUUUGUAUGCUACCAACCAAAUAAAUUGGUCAUUUUUUUUUCUUAAAUCAUCCCUACUGAUUGUAAACUCAAGUUCUUUUAUAUACAUAAUUGAAUCAUGUAGAAAAACAAAUUGAUAAGCAAGAACUUUCGACUUGUA